AUGUUUAAAAACGUAGAGAAUUUAAAACAAGAACACAACCAAGAUAAUCAAUCCAAUGAAGAUUACAAAUUAUAUCCAGAUAAAUUUGAAACAUUAUACUUAAUAGAUUCUGCCAAAGAAUUACUUCAUCCAUUAUCUAAAAGUUAUAAUAUAUCUGGAUCUAUUUUAUCAACAUCUAUCGUUGAUAUCAAUCGAGUAAAUAAUAUACCAACAAUAGAUAUUCAUCCACAAUCUACAAUACAUAAUUUUCUACCCUCUAGUCAAAAUUCUAAUAAUUCUCUCUCCUCAUGUGAAUAUAUCAUGCGAACAAAUAGUUUAACAGGUAAUAUAUCAACCAAUCCGCAAGCUGUAUCAUUUCAGUUAUCUAACAGUAUAAACAAUUCAUCCAAUAUACUAAUUGGUGAUGAAAAUACAGACGCUAAUCAAAAUUUAUUAACCAAUCAACAAUCAACAUCAUCCCCAUCAAAUUAUAUGAAAAUUCAAAAUUAUUUGUUGAAAACACUUGACAGUCCACAUGAUUUAAGUUAUGCUAAUUCUUCUGCAUCUAUUUCACAAUCAUCACAAAUAAAGUUAACCAAUAAUUGUAAUUCACUAGAUCUAUCUGAUCAACUAGGUAUAACAACAUAUAUUGAUGAAAAUUGUCAAAAUUAUAUUAUAACAACAUCACAUGGUAAUCAAUCCAAGUUGAAACAAAAACAACAUCAUAUUCAAGAUCCACGGAUUGAAUUAAAUUUCUUAUGUAAUCAGAUCAAUAAUAAUGCUAUGAUAUCAUCUUCAUUCAAUGAUUAUAGCAAUAAUAUUAAUAAUAGUAAUAGGACAACAGAAACUCAACUUCCAACAUUAACAAACAGUAUAUCAGAACCGUUUUUAUCAAAUUUAUCAACAGAUCUCAUGACAAGUUCAUCCAUUGAUUCUACUGUAGCAGCUGCAUCAAACGUAAUGAGUUAUAUUUAUCAAAAUGGUUCAUUAAAUUAUGGUAAUACAGAACAAUUAAAAAAUCUAAAUUGUUUAAACAUGCGCACAUUCAAUCAUUGGAAUUCACUUGAGUUUAAUUUAAAUGGAAGCAUAGAUCAAUUGACAAACUAUAAUAAUUCACAAUUAUAUGAACCUAAUACCACUAAUUCUACUACAAUAACUACCACUAGUAAUAAUAAUAAUAAUAAUAAUGGAACUAUCAAUACUAGUAAUAGUGAUACUACUAAUAAUGAUAAUAAUCAUGGUGUAUUAAGAAUAGGUGAUACAAAUAAUUUAUUGAAACUUCAUCAAUCUGGUCCACAGCAACAAUAUCCAUUACAACAAUUACAGAGUGCAAAUAAUUCCAUUAUUUUGCAUUCGAAUACUGUACAAUCGAAUAAUUUAAAAAAUCAUAAUGGUUUAGGUACUCCAUUCAUUCUUGAAGAUGUUAAACCAAGAUUUCAAGAAAGUAAUACCAUUAAACACAAUCAUAAUAAUAGUCCUGCAAUAAAUACUACACAAGACUCUACAACCGAUAUUAUUAUGGUUGGAUUUAAUAACAGUAUAUCUGUAAAUCAUCAAUCAAGUCAUGUAAAUGAUGUAAAUAUAAAAAAUACCACAGAUAAUUUAAACAAUAAUAGCAGCAACAUAAGCACUAGUAAUAAUAAUAAUAAUCAACCAAGAACUAUUUCAUUCACAGAAAAUGCAAAUUACAAGUCAACUCAAUUACAAAACUGUUAUAAUUAUAUUCAGUCUGAAGUGAAUUAUAAACCUGAUAUGAAAAUUCAAGCAUCAAGUAUGUAUCGGUUAAUUAUUAUGGACUAA
This is a messenger RNA of Schistosoma spindalis, 1779 nucleotides long. Lineage: Eukaryota; Metazoa; Platyhelminthes; Trematoda; Strigeidida; Schistosomatidae. The record is from the annotation of a GenBank genome assembly.